AUGAAUGACCUCGGUAAUAGGCACGAUGAUAAGCGCGUGUUCAGAAGAGGCACGGUUGAUAAUGUAUCGGUUUUGUCUUGGGAAUCGACAGCGAUUAUGAUUCGGUUGGAAUCUUGUAUUGUUAAUCGUUCUAUGACUAUUACAGGAAAGGAAUCUAACGGCGCCAUCGCUAUGGGUGAAUCGAAGACUAUUAGCUUUACGAAUAUUAUGGGUCAGGGUCGAGUAAAUCAGCUAGGUGGCGUUUUCAUUAACGGACGUCCGUUGCCUCAGCAUGUUCGUGUGAAAAUUAUCGAAAUGGCAAGCAACGGAAUAAAGCCCUGUCACAUCAGUCGACAACUGCGUGUUUCACAUGGCGCAGUUUCGAAAAUUUUGAAUCGUUACGCUGAAACGGGAUCUAUUUCGCCAGGACAGAUUGGUGGCUAUCCACGCUCUCGUCUCGCCAUUCAAGCUGUCGAAAAGCAUAUUUUAGCUCUGAAAGCCGAACAGCCGAAUCUAUGUGCCAGUGAACUACGGGCUAGGCUCAUUGAGCAAGAGAUAUGUUCACGUGAGAAUGCGCCUACGGUUUCGUCGAUUAACAGGCAUAUCCGCACAAAGCAUCUGCAGAGUCCUCCGUCAAAAAGCUCUGAGAGGAGGUCCAAACUGAGUCACAGCAUCGAGAAUAUCCUUGGAAUUUCAUACGGUAAGCCAGCCUUCAAUUCUUCAGCUCUUCAACUAAAAUAUUCAACGUUCUUUAUUAUCUAUGACAGUGCUUGUCUCCUUUAUCGUAAUUGUCUAUCGGAAACAUUUGGUUGUUGUAAUAUGGAAGCGGUAGAUGAGAGUAAAUUGGAAACGCCGGAAGCGAGCUCAUCGGAUGACGACGAUUCCUCAGUGGUACACGUUGACGAUGGAACGGAUUCAGUGAGCAAAAAAGCAAGACGCAAUCGUACGAGCUUCACGGCUGAACAGUUGGAUGCACUUGAGAAUGCAUUCAGAGCAAACACUUAUCCGGAUCAGGAGGAACGAGAACGUAUUGCGCAUACAACGAAGUUGAGCGAGGAGAAAAUUAUGACCUGGUUCAGCAAUCGACGUGCUCGUUGUCGUAAGAAUCUGGCGAUAGCACCAACCAAUACGUUCAUAUUACCUCCUCUCGCACAAGUUCCUACCACACAGAUGGAUUUGUAUAAGUUGCCUAGUAACUUCACCUCUUCGUUACAGACGCCGUUGAUGACAAUGUUUCCGCAGCCAAUGGCGUUCUUUCAACCGCUCACAAUAAGCCCACAGGCCAUGAAGCUUCAAGAACAACAUUCGCCGAUAAUGGAGAGUCGAACCUUAUCGACGGUUAGACAGGAUAAGGACAUUUGCCUUGGGAAUAAUUGCCCUCCGGACGGCCUGUCCUGGAUAACAUGCCUACAUGGUAUUUGUCUUCGUACAGAGAGGCCGAGGUUAAGAGCACACUGUGCUAAUCAUUUUCAGGGUAAAAUAAACCAACUGGGUGGAUUGUUCAUAAACGGACGGCCACUACCACAACAUAUUCGAAUGAAAAUCAUUGAAAUGGCGAAUCAAGGAAUAAAGCCUUGCCACAUCAGCCGUCAACUUCGGGUAUCUCAUGGUUGUGUUUCAAAAAUUCUCUACCGUUACGCUGAAACAGGGUCCGUUUCACCUGGUCAGGUAGAUAUAUAUUUAGAUCUCAUAAUACUUGAUCCAUUUUCAAGAAUGCUACGUUGUCGUAAGAUUAAACUGGCUGUAGAAGAGCGCAUUAAACGUCUCCAUCACGAACAUCCUUCAAUGCACGCCAGCCAGAUUCGUGAGCAUCUGAUAGAGCAACGAAUCUGCGCACCAAUCAACGCACCCACACUAACGGCCAUACAGAAGUUAAUAAGGGGUGCUAAAUCAAAACUGUUGAGCUGUCGAGCCAAUCACGGCAUGUCUUCCUUGAAACAUAGCAUCGAAGAAAUUCUCAGUUACGGAAACGAACAUCGAAUGAGAGAGGAAAAUCCGUCCAACGAUAGCGCCAAUGCUCGAAUUCGCCGAAAUCGCACAAGUUUCUCGCAUGAACAACUUGAACUCCUGGAAGCGGCAUUCAACGAUAACACAUACCCAGAUCAGAAAAUCCGACAACGAAUCGCUGAAGCCACAAAGCUCGAUGAAGGCAAAAUACAGGUAAUGGCGUAG
Messenger RNA from Anisakis simplex (herring worm), 2151 nucleotides. The record is from the annotation of a GenBank genome assembly. NCBI's taxonomy places the organism in Eukaryota, Metazoa, Nematoda, Chromadorea, Rhabditida, Anisakidae.